Molecule: messenger RNA, 363 nt
Organism: Daldinia decipiens
Lineage: Eukaryota; Fungi; Ascomycota; Sordariomycetes; Xylariales; Hypoxylaceae
Exons: 2
Coding region: 1-363 (120 amino acids)
Source: RefSeq, a predicted model, not a curated record
AUGAACAAGCUACCAAUAGACCUAGUUAUGACUCGGUUCGCGCAUACGCUCCAGACUGGCUUGCUGCCCGACCAAGUCUGGAUGGUCAUUAGCUGGAUAGCCUUCUUUUUUAAAUUAGCCAGCUUAUCCUUCGCUGUCCCUAUUCUAUGCCUGGUCAUUUUCGACUUUUGUCUUUGGAUCUAUCGAUUGAACCAACCUCAGCCUCAGAACGCUCCACAAGCAAAUCGCAUUUCGCGCAAAGCUACCGGUCAUAGCAUUAACCCAAUGUCACCCGCAAGUGACAUAGGCUCCGCGACAGCUCUGGCUGCUAAUUCGACUACGAGUCAGAGACGUACCGUUUACUUGGAUCAUGCGAGCGAUUAA